This is a messenger RNA of Stegastes partitus (bicolor damselfish), 4552 nucleotides long. RefSeq names its product zinc finger BED domain-containing protein 1. Gene Ontology annotation, molecular function: protein dimerization activity; DNA binding. The record is from RefSeq and is a predicted model, not a curated record. Gene Ontology annotation, biological process: regulation of transcription by RNA polymerase II. NCBI's taxonomy places the organism in Eukaryota, Metazoa, Chordata, Actinopteri, Pomacentridae. Gene Ontology annotation, cellular component: nucleus. The coding region runs from base 1787 to 3835 and encodes 682 amino acids. The transcript has a single exon.
UUUACUCUGGUAUAUAGACAAUGCAGUAUUGUAGUAAUCUUAACGUAGACUUAGUGAGGAUAAAAAUACCAUUGUGACCCCUAACAAGCUGGAACAUUCCGAGAAAAUUCAGUUAUGUAUGAAAGAGCCUGCACAAGCCUUAGUUAGUUAUUGAGUUUGUGGAUUUUCAGUCGUGUGUAACUACAACAUAUGUACCGAAAUGGGUGAAAUGGCUGAUAUUGGUAUCGCAAUAUUAAUAGUAUAAUAAUUAAUAUUUGUGUGUAUCACAAUAUAUGUGUGAAGUCACUCAUAAAUUGGUGAUGAAAGCAAUGAACAAAUCUGUUCUCAUUAGUUAAAUUAAAAAAAGGACUCAUGUAGAGUCAGCACUAUUCAUUCAUCACUUGAUAAGCAAUGUGGUUUUUUGUUUGCUGUGACUAAAAAACUGGUAAGAAGACCUUGAGUUCAACUGAUUUUUUUUUCUUAAACUCUAAAGGUUUACUAUUGCUCCAAGACUUUAUCUAAACCUCAAACCAAAAUAUAGAUGAAAAGAAUGUGACGAUAGCAGAGGGAAACUCAUGUGUGGAGAUAAAGGGGUCACUGUGUCUGAAGAUUUGAGGUUUAUACUCCUGUAAUCUUAUGAAGAAUGUAGGCCGCUUACAGGGUAAUGAGGGAUUUCCCAAAUUCUUGGUUUUUUUCACAUGGAAUUUCCAGCACCGUGAUGAAAAGAUUCUGCUCAUGAUUCUUGUGCAAAAAUUCCAGUUUUUCCGCCUGACUCUGUGGUUUGUAUGUCAGCGAUUCAGACAAGCCUGGAGGCAGAUGUUUAAACCAGCAAUUCAUAAUUAAAGAAUGGAGGUCAGAUAUGAUCUUCUACUGUGUUCUAAGACUGAGUUUACAAAUAACUUGAAACCAGAGGUAGUGCUGUCAGAUCUAACAAACUUUACACUUAAAGCUGUGUUGAGUUGUAAUCUUAAUACAGAUUCAAAAAUUGGAAGAAUUCAAAACUUGUCUUUCCUGCUUCAAAGAUCCACUGUAAAUGAUUUUAAAUGAUUUCAACUUAGAAAGCAUGUUUCCUCGCUACCUUAAAAAUAUAAGGUAACUGCACUACAGUUGAAAAAUUAAUUCAAAGCAUCUUAUGAGUAGUGAAAGGGUAAAACCAGCUGAGUUUAAUUUCAGUUAAGUCAACUCAGCCGCUUCAAUUUAUGGUAUACAUUGUGUUAAAUGAUUUUACACAAUGUAUACCAUAAAUUGCAGUGUUUACAAUGUGCUAAUUGCAUUUCUUCAAAUCACAAUCUUGAUUUGAAAUUGAUUGUUUCUUCCUUCAUUACACAUCUUAAUUUAGUUAUUAGGAGAAAACAAAACACAUACAGCUAUUAUUAAUUCAGAUUCAAAUCACUUUUACUGGCUUUUCAUAUUGUAGCUGUUUAUGUUAUUUUGGAUUGACAGUAAGUUUGGUCUCCCAACUGUAACCUCAAACAUUAAAUCAACUGAACUGAACAUUAUGCACAUCUGAAGGUAGGUUUUACUGCAAAAUUAUUGUAUUAUGUUACAUUUGUUUCAGAUGUUUUCUACUAGCAGGCAUCACAGAUAAUGGAGUUUACAUGAUUUCCUGCCUUAUCCUGUUUUUUCACCGUUAGCUGCCUCCUUGUUUGCAUGUAAACAUGCCUGAAGGAUUUCAAUUCACAUCUAAGUUUAACUUCUCAAACGCUUGUAAUGUUUAUUAUGAGCAUCCUUAAAUGUUUAUUUCACUAUUCUUGUUAGGUUCUCAAUAAGUGAAGGCAUCCAGGUGGAUUGCUUACGCAAGGAACCAAUGGAGAGUAAAAGUUCAGGACCUUCAUGCUCUGGCCUCAAUCUGGUCGCACACCCACGGGCAAAAAGCAAAGUCUGGAAGUACUUUGGCUUUGACACAGAUGCAGAUGGCUGCAUAUUACACUGGAAACGGAUUUACUGUCGCGUAUGUAUGAGCCAAAUCGCGUAUUCUGGGAACACCUCCAACCUGUCUUACCACCUUGAAAAGAAUCACCCCGUAGAGUUCAGUGAGUUUGUGAAAAGCAACACAGAUCAGAUGCGUGAGGCGUUCGCCACAGCAUUCUCCAGAAUAAAGACUGAGCCCACAAGUCUACAUGCACAGCAGCAAUCCCAAGACAUAAACUUGAGGCAGAGCUUAGAUUAUGAAAAUAGACGACACAAUGACCUGACAAUAGCUAUCGUCAACUUCAUCUGUGAGGGUUUGUAUCCUGCAUCUAUUGUUGAAGAGCCUACUUUCAAGACCCUAAUGAGUACUGUCGACCCUGGAUAUUCUCCUCCCAGCAAAAGCGACCUUGCAGUUAAAAUGGUUCCUCAGAUGUAUUGCCGUACUCGUGAUACGGUCUUUAGUGAGCUUGCUGGGGUUGUGAACUGUGGCGUUACUACAGAUCUCUGGCAAAGCCAAACCCAGAAUAGAACAUACAUUUCACUCUCUAUGCAUUCAGUCAAUUACAGUUGUGCAACCGGCUUCUCGAUGACCAACAAGUGCCUUAAAACAUUUGAAGUACAAGAGGACAACACUGCCGAGAACAUCACCAGAGCGAUGUAUGAAGCCUUUGUUGAGUGGGGUAUAACUCACAAAGUCAGCGGCGCCACCACAAAUGGCUCGGUGGACAUCGUCAAAGCGUGCUCGCUCUUGGAGCUGUCGGUGGAAAUGCCUUGCCUCGGGCACACCAUCAACCGUGCAAUGGACGAAGCCUUCCAGCUGCCACGAGUUGACAGCUUCCUGGGAUGUUGCCGCAAGCUUGUCGAUCACUUCAGAGAACCGGCGAUGUAUAUGCUGAGAGAAAAACAGAAGCAACAUGGCCUCGCUCAGUGCGCACUGAUCACAGAUCGCGGUCGGACUUGGUUGGCCACGCUGGCAAUGCUACAAAGACUGAAAGAGCAACAGGCUGCUGUGACUUCAACAUACAUGGAGAGUUCCAGCAGCCAUCAUUUCAGCUCUGAUGGCCCUAACUGGGCCUUGUUGGAGGCCUUGAUUGAAGUCCUCCAGCCUUUUAAAGUUGUGGCAAACAUGAUCACUUCUUGCAGGUAUCCAACCAUUAGCAUGGUGAGACCUGUGCUUCAUAUGCUGUUGAACACCACCCUCAAAGUCAAGGAAGGGGACCUCAAAGAGAUCAGCAUGACCAAAGAGGUAAUCUCCAAGGUCCUGUCAAGCACCUAUUCGCAGAAUUCACAACUAUCUCAAGAGAUCUCAGCUUUCCUCAACAUUGCUACAUUCUUGGAUCCUCGGUAUAAAAAGCUGCCCUUCCUGUCCACUCAGGAGCGUUCCAAAGUUGAGAGUAACAUCAUCGAGGAGGCCAAAGCAAUCCUGGAGAAGCAGAUGUCAGAGCGGUCAUGUGACGAUUUCUCCCUAGUUUCUGAUGAGCCACCUAGCAAAAAGCCAGCACCUCUGAGAGAAUCUUCUGCAGGCAGCGCAACCCAAGACAAUCCUCUGGCUGCCAUAUUUUGUCAGUCCGAUGCAGACCAGAGCCAGGAGGAGCUGCAUGCUCAGGUGGUGGAGGAGCUGAGCAACUACAAGUCACAGAGGGUUCUGGGUCUGAAUGAAGACCCUUUGCUUUGGUGGUCGAGUCAUGCGCCUUUGUUCCCCACUCUUCCCAAAGUGCUUCAGAAGUACUGGUGUGUUCCUGCCACCAGUGUUCCUUGCCACAGGUUGUUCAGCUCUUCAGGUGCUGUUCUGUGUGGGAAAAGGAACCGCAUAGCUCCAGCUCUGGUGGAUCAACAGGUCUUCCUGUAUGAGAACUCACGGAGCUACUUCGAAUCUGAACCCUGUGAGGAUGAUGUGGACAAUCCUUGGGAAGGCCACUGUGCUCUCGGACGGCCACUGGAGUGACUGUGUUGAAAGAACUUUGCUGACUUCAUUGCCUGUAUGCAGUGUGCUUCAUAUACCAGACAUGCUGAAGCAUUAAAAAACAAAAUCUGUAGAAUGAAAAUACAAUAGACUCACUCUUUUAUUUUUCGUGGUAUUUCCAUAUGGAACAGUUUGGCUUUUAAAAAAUCCUGCAAUAUUUUACAGAAAUUUCAAAAUGGAAAGAAUGUAUUUAAGCUGUCAAUCAGCUAUAUGAAGAAUUCUUUUCUUUUCUUUUUUAUUUUACUGGGUUUUUUUGUUUUUCAAAGUUAUUGAAUGACUGUGGUUAAAAUCACAUUUCUUAGUCAUUUAGUUUUAACUAAAUUCAACAAACAAAACAUUCUUUGCAGAAAUUGUGUAUCCAAAACCAACUGUAUUAUUCUAAUAAUAAUACUCAUAUUGGAUCAGACUGAUGGGAUAUUCCAAACAAAAAGACUUACAGUCUUUUACAUGAUAAGAUUGUGUGUUGGCUUCACUAUCAGAGUGUGCAUAACAGGUAAAUAUCAUACACCUCCUUUGUGAGCCCACUUUAUACGAGUUUUUUUCUUCAUUCAGGCUACAUGAUUUGUCUUUUUAAGGUUUCUUUAGGAUGUAUAUUGUAAAUACAUGUCUAUAUAUUGCACUGACAGUGGAUAAAAUUAAACAUGUUGUAAAAGAAGUGUAUAAAAGUAAAGAUCAGCACUUGCCUGGUUGUUUUAUGUC